CUGGGUAAAGCGACGUCCGCUAGUCAGUUGUUCCACGGCAUAGCUGAUGCGAGGGUUCUAAAGGGGCAAACAGUGCGACAACCUAAACUGCGGAACUUUGCCAAUGUGCAUGUCGCCGUUAACGUACUGAGACCCGUCGAAACCACUACACUUCCAGGGACAAUUUCACGAAUCUAAUGCACAUCGCAGUAGAAGACUCAAAGUGAAAUUAGUAUAUAAACAUUUAUAAAGGAAACUCUUUAUAGCUGAGGUGGUGAGGCGAGGGUACCGGGGGAUGUGGAGCGCCGUGACGCCAACCCCGGACGGACCUGCCCCCUCGUCCCGCUCAAAGCAUAGUGCCACCCUAUUAGGGGGUCACGUCUAUCUGCUAGGGGGUCGCAACGGGAACCUUCCCCUCAAAGAUCUCUGGCGGUACAGCCUAGCGGAGAGCCGGUGGGAGGAACUGCAACCCUCAGGAGAGCGGCCUCCUUGUCUCCAGGAACACUCGGCCGUUGCCUACAAAGAGAAUAUCUACGUGUUUGGAGGCGAAGUGGGCUUCUCUGCGGGCACGGAGACCCCACUUUGGGUGUACCAGAUCAAGGGGAAUUGCUGGCGGAAGGUGCGUGCUCAGAAGGGCGUCGCAGUCCCCAGAGGGCGUCGUGGUCACACUUCUCUCGUGCAUAAGGGAGCCAUGCUGGUGUACGGUGGUUAUCAGGACCUCCGCGGCUCUUCCAAUGAACUGUGGGGCUUCCACUUCGAUACCGAGUCGUGGCACAUGCUGUCAGCAUCCAGUAGUGGCAUCACGUGCGGCAGAUCUUCCAACAGUGGCAGUGGCCAUGGCGACCUGCCUCCAGCCCGCCACAAACACUCAGCCAUAUUGCACGACGACGCCAUGUGGGUGUAUGGAGGGAUGACAGACCUGCAGGAGAGAGCCGACUUCUGGCGGUGGGACACUGUUGCAAAGAUGUGGACCAGCAUCCGGGCUAAACCGGGCCCAGGGGCUUUGCACAGCCAUGCAGCCUGCAAGCUACCCAGCUCCAUGCUCCUGUUUGGUGGUGAGAGGGAUGGACAUCCCACAAAUGAACUCUGGAGAUUCCACUUUGGUACAGAGACAUGGGAACGACUCCAGAUUCAGGGUCCGAGACCACAGCCUCGGGCAGAGAGUGUGGCACUGGCAGUUUCAGAGUUGCUCCUGCAAGAUUCCUUCUGCUGUCAGAGCCACUUUGGUGAUACAGCAUUGGUGACAUCCAGUGGGAUCUCAUCAGCAUCUUCCCAUGGUCUCCGCAGCCACCGCUCCCGAGGAGGGGGCUCAGUGGAUCGGUGCACAAGCCUCAACCCACGACACACAACCUACCACCCAAACAAUCGGGUCUCGCCAUGUGAAAGGAAGUAUGUGUUCCAACCUACACCUGGCAACUAUGUGGAUGGGAGUUCCACAAAUGGUAGCAAUGUGAACCAAGAAUUUGGCUGUGGAACAAGGCGAUGUUACGGUGGUCAACAGAGUAGUGCAGUGGCAUCCACACUCUCAGGACAAACUCAGGCUGCUAGUAGCUUUCUCCGUGAAAUAUCGAAACUCUCUCAGAUCAACUUGUCCAGGCUUAGUCACCAUAAGUGUAGUUACAGUGUUUUGAGUAGCAGCAGUCAUGAUGACAGUACAGAGAGUCUGUUACACCAGCAGUGCACUGGGAGUGAGGAGGGUACGAAUCAAGUGACACCCAGUAAAAACACAAUGGUCAAAUCUCAAAGUGCCAAUAUCAUAUCCAGGAGAAGGCAGCAAGAAAUUUCUAUUGCAACUUCUCCUAGUACCACAGAUGAAUUCCAAAGGCCAGACAGUGUAGAGGUUGCAUCUGUUAUGAAGCACCAUACUGGAUGCCCUAAAGGUCUUCCAAAUGUGAGAAAGAAAGUGUCUGUUGCACCAGUAGGUGACAGUAAGUGUGGAGUUUUACCAAGAGAUCCUAUUUCAGUGCCCAAUUUUGGAGCCAUCUCAUCAUUUCCUACUCCUGUUCUUACCCCAGUAGAAGUAACACAGCUUGUCUUUGUGGAUACUGAUGAUGACAAUGAGACUGAAGAUGUCUUCGCUUCUCAGGAUUCUCCUCAUGGUAGCAAAUGUCAUAUAAUGCAAGUGCAACCCUUGUCAUCAUCUUCUGGAAAUUCGAGAGAUUUCUCAGUAAUCCACCAGCAGUUCCAGCCACGUUUUGGAGACAGUGUGAAGAGACCGUGUGAGAGCUACACUUCACACAUUGUAGCUACAGAAGAUGAAGCAGCAUCGGUUCCUGUUUAUCAGAAUGUUGGGAAGACAAGUGGGAUACCUAAGUCUUCAUCAGUCAGGUUCCGCGGAGGGCAGCUUGUUACUGAAUUGGAGGAAACACUGGAUGAAACCGUCUCAACUUCAGACUACGCCAGCAUUGAAGCAGUAAAUCGCAUUGCAUCUGCCAGUACUUACAGCAUGUGCAAUAAAUCAAGUCCUGUUGAAAAUCAGUUCCUGUCAUACCAACAAAAUGAGGAGUAUGGAAUGGGAAAAUAUAGGGAGAAAAAUAAUGGAAAAGCAAAGACGCCUAACAGAGAGGGUCAGUUUGGUUUUUGCAAUCCUAACUAUCUCGGGCCUGAUAUACAGACCAUUCUAGCAUCAGCAGGCCAAAGGAAGUCUUGGCAUGUUACUACACCCACAUCAAGUGAAAAUGACAGCAGUGUUCCACAAAACAAACAGAACUUCCAGACUUACGCUCGACUCCUCAACAGUCCACCAGACAGUGUACUGGAGGAUGCGAGUGGACGCAGCAUAAGCAGACAGUUCUACCAGGAAGAACUCAUGGAACUACAAAGCUUAGAUUCUUCUUUUUCACAACCUCCAUCCCUAGCCACAACACCUGGGGGUCCGACUCCAAACAGAAGUAGCUUCAUGGAACGAGCACCGCCACAGUUCCUUGCUCUAGGCUCUCCAUGUAGUACAAAUCCAAUGGGUGUUGAGAAGAGGAAGAAGUCUAGAGCCAGUAGUGCAAGUCGGGCAGAAAAGCAUAUGUUUGGCCAUAGCCAGGAACAUGAGGAUGAGAAGCAUGUAAGUUACUUUGGCACACAGCCUUCUGUCCCUUUGUAUAUGUUUGUGUUAGGAGGUAAGGAACAGGGUCAGGUGACUGUGUUCAAGAGGCCAGUGUCAGUGUGGAAACUUCAGCUUGCGUCCAACAUUUUCUGAAAGAAACAUCUAUCACUUUGUGCCUGCUUGGCUUGAUAUGCUCUAUCCUUGCAGAUGUGCAAAAAUAUGGGCACCAGAAAAAUGCACUCUGUGUAAAAGACUAAAUUCUUGUUAUGAAAAUCUGCAAUAACCACACCCAUGCAUCAGACUAUAAGUCCGCUUCUGUGCUACCUAUUACCUUAAACAUUUUCUCACUUGCUUUUCCUUCUUCGUGUGUUACAUAUUCAUUAUAUACUGACUUCUCUCACCAGUCAAUUUGCCCAUAAUUAGAAGGUUCACUGAUUUCUAAUUAUUUUCAUAAUUAUCAUAUUUUCAUCGUUUGCUAAUUAAAGCAGUUUUUGGUUCUUUAUUAGUCCAAAGGUUUGCAUAAAAUUUUUUCCAUUCCUCAUUUGUGAUAGAAUUUAAACAUACUUUAUCUUUUUCUGUUUUAUUGAUAGAUUUUGUUAUUUUAUAUUAUUUGUCCUGUCUAGCAGGGACAUCGUCCUCUAUUUCUGACGUAUAUUUUCUCAUUUGUGUUUAUUUGCCUUCCUAACUGUUGUUUUCACGACAACAUUUUUGUUUCGCAUUUUAUUUCAUUAUCAGCUGUUUUAGAAUUAAUAUAAUUCAGAUAACUUCUCAUUUUCAUUAAUAAUUAUUUUAAUAUUUUCAUUCUAGAUUCUUAAACUUCUGUUUCGUUACCUUUUUUAUAUUUACUCAAGUGUUUCUUGAUCUGAUUUUUAAUAAAUUUUUUAAUCACACCCUCUCUGGAGACUUUCCAGUAACUACAGCACUAUUUGAAUUCUGCAGUAGUUUCUCAUUUCUCUGGAUGCUCACCAAAGUUUUGCACCUCUGCUUCUACAUCUAGAUGGGGAACCUUGGCAAGUUUUAAAAGUUAUGAUGAUUUUGUAUAGCAUCUCAUAAUUAGAUGCCGUUUAUCGAAGAAAUCAGUCACUGAACAGAGAUGUCAUGAUAUUUAGCUCAAUGAUAGUAUGUUUCUUACUACUGUACCUGGUUCUUUAUGUUUCUGCUCUGACUCUCAUGAACAGAAACAUAAAUUAGCAUUUAGUGCUAUAGAUAACCUGACUGAUUUUUAAUAUUUCAUUCUUACUCGACCUGUAAAUGGUGUAAUCUCACCAAAUAUUCGUGCUUGUUGCACUGUUGAUCAGUAAUUUGGUGUGAUGACAUCAGUUUUACCUCAAAAGAGCCUUAGAAUAUAUGACUCAGAGUGAAGAUUGUAUGAAGAUGGUUUUCCAUUCAACAUGCUUUUGGCAAAGAGCCUGUACAUGUUACAGUUUUCAAAGAUCUAGGCUUAAAAUUUUUAUCAAGCUUUUUGAUACACCAACAUGAUUGGAACAGCACACUGCCACACUGCCGAAACAUAAAAUUGUCAGUCUCAGGAUUGAAUUUUGCUGUAACAUGAAGAGACUUACAUCCUCUGAAGGAGGACUUGGUACCGUGAUAAUGGUUGCUACAUUCAGUUCAGCAUAGAAGCCCUACAGACUUACUUUUAGAUCAUAAGAAUUAACACUAUUUUUAAAUAAAAUAGACGAUAAGUUUGAAGUGCAAUAGCUGUCCCUUUUUAUUAUUGACUGACUUGUACUUUCCAAGAAAGUGCACCAUGGAUAAGUCAGGUAGUGUGUUCACUGCAUUUUAAUAACUGAUCUAGGUAUAGAGGACUAGCCAUAGAAUGUGUGCAGGAUAAAAUAAAUUACCUGGGCUUCCCUGUAUUAUAGGGGCCUCACGUAAUGUUUAGUUCAUAUAGAAGAUUUUCAUUUAAGUAUGACAUUACUAUCCAGAAUCCUAUUUUCUGGAAUAUAAAGACAUAUACACAUAUUCCAGUGAAAGUCAACCAACAUUUCAGAGGAAAAUAUCGCCUUCAUCUUCAGAGUCAAAGAGUAAGCCAAGCAAAAAAUGAGAAUGAAGAAGUAGCUGCUGCCUCAUUCCUGCUAGUUUUUUGUUGAGCAUAGUCUUCAACCCUGAAGCUAAAGACGAUAUAUUCCUUUGAAAUGUUGGUUGGUUUUCACCAGACUAAAUGACAUUAUAUCUCAGCCACCGCUGUAAAACCUCAGAUCAAAAAUAUCACACUGUUACAUUUCAGGAAUGUUUCUGUUAAGUUUUAUAGGUCUUUGUUUUCAUUGGAAAGUAUACAGUGACUCUGGAAACCAGUUAUGCAAAUUUGUACUGUAUGAAAUGGAAUUUAGGCUUAUUACUAGCUCAGUUUUGAACAAAUUCCACAAUACAGUUGCGUUCAAGGCUUUUAUUGCAUAUAUACAUGUCAGAGAAUAGGAUUUUUUAUCAGGUCAGACGAAGAGCCGGAUACUAGAAUGCAUAUAAAGCUUCACUGGAAGUGAGAAUAUUCCAGGUACUCAGUGGGUUGUUCUACCAAUUGCAUAGAGCAUUCAGAAUCAAGGACUAAAAUAUCCAUUUACACAAUCAGUUUUAAAGAUUGAAGUCAUUAUACAAGUAUCAGUUUGUGUAAGUGACAGACAUUCUUCCUUUAUUCCACAAUAUAAUUUUGGUGGAAAUAAUGUUGACAUAAAAUGUUAUCCGUCUUGAUAUAUGUUGUUUGUGUUUAAUAUGUUUUAUGUUUACUUAAACUCAAAGGCAUAUUUUAUUGGACUAAGUAUAGGAAGCCAAAGUUCAUUUUGUGAUAAUCUAGCAAUUAAAAUAAAGUAUUUGCAUGUUCUGAAUACAGAUGAGUGUUGAUAAAUUGUUUUAACGUUUCUUCAAGCAGUGGCUGAAUGUUUAAAUAAUUAUUAUGUAUAAAGUUAUGUUUAGUUUCUAGUAAACAGUCUUUAUUAGCUGUGGAUUACGCUUUCCUUUCACCUAGUCAUGGUGAUGGUAAUACUCAAAGCAAAUUAACUAAAUUCUGUAUAUGUAGAUGCAACUGUUGCUGGAAAGGAGUUAUGAUAAAUGUAAAACUUUAUUCAAGAUGAGUUGUGAUUUAAUAGUGUUACAGGCAGAUGUCAGGCUGCAGGAUGUCAUUUUAUUGUGUGAUAACUGAAUAUUCAUGGUAAGAGGUGGGAGGGGAAAGGAAGUAACUCACUUUUAGUCAGAAACCUUCAUAGCUCCUGCUAUGAGGGAGUCCUCAUUUGAUAGCUCCAUGGAGCAGACUCCUCAGGAAGCUAAUAAUUGCUCAUUUUAUCAAGAAAUUCCCCACCUUUAUGAAACCUGAGAGUUCAUUACUAUGAGCCCACCACUGGACCCUAUCCUUAGCUGGGUGAAUUCAGUCUACACUGGCAGGGGAGGACAAGACAGACAUCUGUAAACCCCCCCCCCCAUUUUAGGAAGAAAUCAGUAUUAUGAAAAGAAGUAAAUAUACAAAAUAUUAAGAUCACAUUCAAACUUAUUUUUUAAUUAUUCUUCUAUCCAGCAGAGACCCAUACCUUUAGUGUGAAAUUAAGUGAUCUUAAAAUGGCUUAAACUAUGCGUGUAAGCCUUGGAAAAUGUCCUUAUAGCGCUGUAGUCCACACUCUGACGUUUGUAUAUACAGGAGUUUAUAAAAAGUGAAACAGUCUUCAGUUUUUGCAGUAAAAGUGAUGUAUACAUGUUCUGAUUAUGAUACUGGUGAUGACUAUUAAUACAUUCUGUCCUAAUGACUAAUUUGUUUAACAUACAUAUUAAAAACAUACAUAUUAAAAAAGCAUUAUAGUCCUGGAUUCUUCUUUGAGAAUGAAAGGUGGUUGUGCUCUAAUAUAACAAGCUAUUUGAUAAAAUAGCCAAUAACUUAAAAGUUCUGCCCAUAAUAAUUCAAGCAUGGUUUGCAGUACAUAUGUGCUAAUACGUAGUAGAGUCGUUAAGUUUGUGGAAUGUGGUUUUAUUGCAUCAUACUACAAGGUAUUCACAUACACUUACUUACACAGAUCCACAU
Molecule: messenger RNA, 7019 nt
Organism: Cryptotermes secundus
Lineage: Eukaryota; Metazoa; Arthropoda; Insecta; Blattodea; Kalotermitidae
Exons: 8
Coding region: 275-3169 (964 amino acids)
Cellular component (GO): cytoplasm; Golgi apparatus
Molecular function (GO): protein binding
Source: RefSeq, a predicted model, not a curated record